AUGGACGCUCCUAUGGCCGUGGAAGUUCCAAGUGGUGAAAACUAUGAUUUUGAUGGCUAUUUUGAGCCAUAUGAAGGCUUUGACCUAGGAAUGUCAGAGGAAGAAGAGGACUUUCUUGAUGACAUUAUGGCUGAUCCUGAUUAUGUGCAGUCAGAUGAUGACCAUAUUGAAAGUGCUGACUCCCAGGAUUCAAGUUUUAUGGGAUCUCAGGAACCGCUUGGUAGCAUCUAUUGGCAGGAUGAGACAGUAGAUGAUGAACAGUGCCCUGACAACAAACAAACCCAAUUUACACCCAAUCUACCACCAGGGGUAAAUACAGGGAGACUGAGAAAGAAUUCCCUUAAGACUAAAACACCGAUGGAUUUCUUGAGGUUAUUUGUAACAUCACAGCUAAUAACAUCCCUGUGCAUUGCAACCAAUCACUUUGCUGAGUCUCUUGUUAAUAAAGGCAAAUUCACCUCCUAUGCCCAGCCGGAUGGAACUUGGUGCAGAGUGACAGAGGAAGAAAUGUAUAAGUUUAUAGGUAUUAUCAUAUACAUGUCCUUCACAAAGAUGUCCACUAUGGAUAGAUAUUGGGCCUCAAACUACUUGUAUCGUUUCAAUCCUGUGCCUCUCCUACUUCCAAAGAGACGUUUCCAGUCCAUCCUGGCGUUCCUACAGAUAACACCUCCAGCAGACAUUGAUAAAAGUGACAAACUCACUCGAAUUACACCCCUUCUAGAUCAUGUCAACGCAGUAUCCAAGGAAUUGUUCCAACCCUUUCGUCAAAUAGCAGUAGAUGAGAGAAUGGUUGCUUCAAGACACAGAUUUUCUGGAAUACGCCAGUUUAUAAAAGAUAAACCUGUGAAGUUUGGCUUAAAGUUGUGGAUACUUGCUGAUACUCAAACUGGAUAUACCUAUAAUUUUUAUGUGUAUUUAGACUUGCUAGCCAAAUCCACCUAUCUCAUAGGUGCGGUACGCAAAAACAGUACAGCAAUGCCACUGUGUUUCAAAACAUCUGUUGAUCAGUGGGAAAAAGCUACAAGUCGGCGUAGAUCUCAAGACUGGCUUGACUCGCGCGCUCUCACCGGAAGCUCGAAGACACCUGAGUCUUCCCGAAUGCCCACAGCAUUCCGGCAAGGCGGACAAUUACUGUUGGCUUAG
Pecten maximus is the source of this 1143-nucleotide messenger RNA. RefSeq names its product piggyBac transposable element-derived protein 5-like. The record is from RefSeq and is a predicted model, not a curated record. The coding region runs from base 1 to 1143 and encodes 380 amino acids. NCBI's taxonomy places the organism in Eukaryota, Metazoa, Mollusca, Bivalvia, Pectinida, Pectinidae. The transcript is spliced from 8 exons.